CAAAACCAAACACACAGAAAUGGUGUAGAAGAUGGAUGGUGCACUGCUCUUCCCUUCCCCCCAGGUUGCCUUUCCAGAUUCUAACACCUCCUGCCAUGACUCUGCAGCCAGAUGGAAUGUUGAAAGCUGUGAUCCAGAAGAAAAGUUCCCAGCCUGCCCGUCAGGGAUAAUCAGGAAUGUCUCGUAAUGCCUGUUAUGCAGUCUGUGGGUGAAUUCCUGCAGCUGCUCCGGUGGCGGAAAGAAAUCGGCAAAGGAAAACCACCGAAGCACAGUGGCAUGUGGAUUGCAGCCUCCUAAAGUUAUUGAAUCAAAAACACUUGAAGGAAGCAAAGGAAAGCACAGCUUUACCAGCCCUGGAGUUUUUGUUGUAGAAAACAGCACAGUUGAGUUUCAGAGGGGCUCCGAGAGGCAAACCUUUAAGAUUCCAGGAGUUGUGACGGCUGAUUUCAUCUUCAAGAAUGGGAAGAUCUGCCACCUAGCUUGCAUGUUGCCAUAGCAGUAAUUGGCUGCAGCUGGGUAACAGCUGCCUUCUCAUCUGGGCACACAUCCUCAUCUGCCAGGCUGUACACCAGGCCCUAUUGUGUUCCUGACAUUGGAGGUACCAGGUACCCUGGGGCCACGGACAGCGUGGUCCAGAUCUUCUUUUACCAGCGGAUCAGUCAUCAGUGGAGACAAACUGACUUCUUUCCCUGUACUGUGACGUGUGGAGGAGGUGAGGAACAGAGUGUUCCUGAAUAUGUAGAUCUCACAGUUAGAAAUGACACAUUUGCCUGUUUGAAGCUGGCUUUAAAAUUAGUGUGGUGAAUAGAGAUGUGUAACCACACAGCAUCUUACUCAGCGGCCUGGAAUGCAGUGCUGUUAAUGAAUGCGAUGUGCUUUCUUCUUGAAGACAGGCGACAGCUGGAUGUAGAAAAGACCCUUUACUUUGAGCAGAGAGCUGGAAACAUGUUUGCAUGUCUCUCAUGCACCCCAAAAUAAAGGGAAAAAGGUAGGGCCUUUUUAAUUCUUACCCAUCGAAAAACCAGUCUCUCUUUCUUUUAAAUUUAUCCCCUAGCUCUCACACGCAGUUAGAGCGACGUUCUCAUUUGGGCACCUAAGUUAAAAGAGAAGCUUUCCAUUCUGGGAGGGACAUUUAUAAUGGGAUUCAGCUUCGUUCAGUUGGUUCAGUUCUUGGGAGGAGGAUAGAUGGUUCUCAUAUCUGGGUGCGCAAGGAAAGACAUGAUCAGUCCUGCUGGAAGCUUCAGUGGAAGCACCUGGCCAUGAGACCAUCCACCAAAGGUAGCGUUGGCUGUAAGGACAGAAGGAACACUCUGGCUCCUUUUGGGGGUCCCCCAACAUCCCACCAGUUUUUGUACACCGGCAGAAUUUCAGUACAUUUGUUCAUAAUGUAGGAAGGCAAUCUGCCUCAUUUCUUUCCCUUUUAGUUGUCUCCGUACCUUUGACAAAAUUAAAGAGGAAAAUUCUCUCCCCAAAUUAUAAACACCUGUAUGCUCCUUGUCUCCUAGAAAUACGUUUCCAUUUAGAGCAAAGAUUUUUUUCUGUGACUCAAGGAGCUAUAAUCUCAUGCUGCUUUUGUUUUGGGGAAAAUAAAAACACACACAUAAAACCCAUGAGGAAAGCAUUACCAAAAUUGAAGUACAUUAGUAAUCAAAUCUACGUGAUUUGUGUAAAUGGCAUUUCAGAGUUUUGGGGGUCAUCAGGAAAACUAGCUCGCUGGUCUCCAAGGUACUUGGAUGGACUUUCCUGGUCUUGUCUGUGUGGGACACUUGACAUUAGUUUGCAGAAAGAACCAAGACUGCCACUGCCUUCUGAUGUUGUAGACUUUCUUGCCGAUAUUGGCACCCAAGUACUGUUUUAUUGACUCCAUUUGGACUUUCGUUCCUGUGGUUUUGACCUUGCUUUUUAUAAUACAUACUAGUCUGUCCUUCUGCACUCAGCUUAUGUUUAAGCCAUGACUUGUAGAAAGCUGUGUAGUGGUUUAUAAAAUCAGAUUCCUCUUGGCAAUUGGGCCUUUAAAUGUAUUUUUAGAACUUUAGACCAGUCGACUAAGGCUGAGAACUUAACGUUGGGCUUUUUUUCCCCUAAAGAGCUCAUUCUUAUUUUGAAAAAUUUCCUUUUUUUCCAACUUAACCUGACACUUACAUAGUGACAGGAAACCUGGAAUCAAAGGUUUCAGGAAAUGGAAGCAUCAUUUUGUGAGCUGUUUUCUAAAUGUACAAGCACUCAUCCAUGUGAAAUGUUCACUUUCCUCAGAGACUAUACAGAUCGAAUUUAAUAGAACCAGGAAUAAGUCUUCGUGCCUUCUUCUUUGAAGGCUUAUGAGGCAGGGGAAGAUGUAACGGGAGGAUUUUGUUCCUCUCUGCACAGACGAUGCUAUUUCCCCAGUUAGAAAGUUGAUGUCAUCAGAGGUACCGUAGGUAGCCCAGGUCAGGAAAUGAAUAAAAUGUACAAGCAAUGGAAUAUUAUACAGAAGAAAGAAGCGACAACUCAGUACAAGGGUAGAACUCAGAAAUGCAAUGUUGAGAAAAGCAGAAAACAGAACAGGAUUUAAAACACAAUAUCAUGUAUUUAGUCAAAAAAGAUACACAGAAAACAACAUGACAUACGACAGAUGUAUAUUUAAGGACAUGUAAACAGUAAAUAGGUGUCUCUGGGGGAUUGUCACGGGCGUGGAGAUGGGAGAAGAGGAAAUAUACGGAAACAAGAGAGCCUUGCACAGUGCCGUGAUGACAGUGGGGAGACGAGACAGUGAACUGUGGACAGUGAGUGACUGACCUUCUGUACCUGAGCUCCCAAUGUUUUCAAAGGAGUCUGUUGUAACUUGUUACUUAUGAGUGCUGAGAGUCACACAGUCAGUUCAAGUGGUCAUUCCCAAUCUUGACCACACAUGUUAGUCAUCUUAGAAGAAGCCGAGAGUCUUUUUUUUUUUUGCUGCUGCUGCACCAUACCACCUAGCAUUUGUCUAGAGAUUGACAUUUUUAACGAAGCUUUGCACACCUGAUCUAAUUUGCUCCCCACAGUAACUCUAAACCUAAAGUAGUAAUAGCUCAGGAAACUGACAAGAGCGCUCAAUCCAAUUGUUAGCUCUCCACAGGUGCUUUGGUGAAAGAGCCUUACACCCCCUGGGGGUGAAGCAGUGGGCUUCUGCUGCUUCUGCUACCUGGCAGCCUGGGAAUAAAGGAAGGACUGUAUUUCUUUGGUUGCACCACAGUCGUGGCAACAGAAAGCACCCACUCCUUCCACUCUGACCCAUGGAAAUGCUGAUUUCCUGGCUGCAGUGUUUCUUAUUUAAUUGGCCCAGGAAGGGACUGGGGCGUUGGUGUGUAUUAAAGGCUCCCAAGCGGUUCUGUUGUACAACCAGGGUUGAGAACCACUGAGUUAAGUUCCUUAAAGAGGAAAACAAACGUGUGUGGCACGUGAUAACUUUGCCAAGCAAAGCCCAGAUGGAAUGCAGUCUUCAGACUUUCCUGUUGUGCUGCUUUAGGGUGUCAGCUCAACUCUGCUCAGUGUGGAUAUCCACCUUAAGGGGGUGGUUCCUGCCCAUUGCUGCCAUUACUACCCUGAGAGUGUGAAACCAAAACCCAAACUGAAGGAAUGCAGCCUGGAUCCUUGCCCAUCAAGGUUUGCAUAAGUGCCCACACCCCUUUUCCUUUCAAAAGAACCACACCAACUGCAGCUGUGAGUGAUCGAGCCUUGCCAAGCGGCACAUUGCCAUCGCGUGACCUUGAAUGUGCACUGGUGGUGGGUAGCUGCAUCACAUUUAUAACCAUGGUCAGUAGCAAUUAGGCUCAUUGGCUCCCCUGUCUGGUUCUCUCCUGAGGACUAUGUGUGCAUGUGCUGUGAUCUUUAACUCUGUACAAUGAACCUCUUUGAGCAUCUCCUGCAUAUACAGCAUCGAAAGUUUUCAUCCAAGCACAAUGUGUAGUCCGUCUGCCAGCCAUAAAUAACAGCUCACCAUUUUAGCUUUUUCAACUGGGUCACCGAUGACGUUUGGACUUUUGAAGCGUACACAUUCAAUUCCCUAUAAAUAAUGCGUUGUGCGAGGAAGUAAAAAGUUUUGAUGCCAGAGCAGAAAAGCUAUGCAUAAAGGAUCCUGCUGCAUAAUUUAGUACCUGGUGACUGGAAUUGCCUGGAGAAGUUUCCUGGCUUUACUACAGUAUCUUAAAAUCACAGCAUACUAUCAAGUCCCACAAUUGCCCAGCCGUCUGCCAGCUGGCUAAGGCAGGAGUGAGCCAGUGGAGAAGGAAGAUUCUUAGUGGAUUUCGUUUCCUAUCACGAAGCUCUGCAUGUCCUGUAAUCCCAGGUGUACGUCAUUAUUCAUGGAGGCCUUUUCCAAGGACAGGUUCUGUGAAACAAAAUGGUUUUCUAAAGAUCCUGCUACUAGAACAGUAUGUUAAUAUCAUUAAUGUAUUUUAUCAGAAAGAUGUGUUAAGAUGACAAAAGGGAAUAAACAGAUUUAUCUAAAUUAAGAGAAACUCUUUCCUUUGAUGUGUGCAUACUACUGUUUCCAUUUUCUACAUUUUCAUAUAGAAUUGUGUGUCAGAGAUGUUCCUCAAAAUUAAGGAGAUUGUGGUUGAAUUUGGGGGGAGAUGGUUCACAGGGCUUGACGUGUUUAGUUUUUCAUUCGAAAGAGCUGUGUCUUUUGGGAUGUCACAUCUGCACUAGUCAAAUUAAUAAAUGUGUUAAUUGAUUAGAAAUUCUCACAAUGAUUUCACUUGUCGCGAUGAAUUUAAAGAGACCAUGCCCUAUGACCACUUCCAGCCUCUCCCUCGAUGAGUUACAGGUUUCCUUUUCCUUUCUGUAAUGUGCUGUAAUUAGUGUGGCAGGAACUGUAGUACCUGUAGCAAUAGUCUAAAAUCUAAGAGGGAUACACAUUAGACCCUUUACAGAAGCUAACAGAAUACAGACUCCAACUCCAUAAUUAGAAAGAUCUUUCUAAGAAUUAGAUGGAAGAGGCUGCCUCAAAAGAUGAUGUUUUCUGUCACUGGAGAUGUCAAGCAUAUCUUAAUAACUGGGUAUUGCAGAGGGAGCGGAAGCAUUGCAAUUGAUCAGAAAUUUGCAUUCCCUUUUAUACCUCGAUGACUAGGAUGGUUCUUUCCAACUUUGAUUUUCUGUGAUUCCCUAGUCAUGUUGUCCAUUGAUGUUUUAUAGUUUAGAGACAGUUUGAAGAUGCUUUCACACUCUUUGGUUUAAUUUACGUGAUUCUCACAGUGACCCCGUUGUGAUCUUACACGAGGGCAGGUGUGUUACUCCCAUUUGAAAAUAACCUUUGGGUCAAAGGAGUUAAGUACCUUGUGACUGUCUGUUGCGUGUCACAGUUAAGAUUGAAGUCUUAAGGUUCCAAGUCUGUGCUCUUUUAACUGAAGCACAGCUGUUAUCCUGAGACUGUACUUUUCACAACCAACUUCGCAAACUUGAAACACACACCAAAUAAAUAAUGUGUUUUUCCUCAUUUGCUUUUGAGCUGAGAACAUAAUCCUUGGACUGCAUGUUUGGUGUUCUGUGGAGGCGGGAUUCAGAGACAGAGUUUUGUGUGUGUGGAGGAGUCCAUGCACGGAGAGAUACUGCAAGUGGAAGAAUGGAAGUGCAUGUUUGCGCCCAAACCCGAGGCUGUACAAACCUGCAAUCUGUUCGACUGUCCCAAGUGGAUUGCCAUCGAGUGAUCUCAGUGUGUCAGCUGUCAUCCUAGGAAGUGAAUGUCUUGCUCCUACCCCCCCAGAAGCUCAGAAUCCAGUUGCAGAAACAAACAUGCAGAUAAACAGCUGUGAUGCAGUGUAAUCCUCCCGGGAGCGGUAUCAUGUCCUGUACGACAGGCGCACAGAGGUGGGGUGACUUACUCCACCUGAAGGUAUCAGAAGGCUUCUAAAAGGAGGGAGUGCUUGAACGGAAACUUGAAGAGUAGAGAUAAGUGAGUUUUCUGGGUGAAAGACCCACUUCCAGCCCCAGUUUUUAGAUGCUCUCUCAUCACAGUCCUUUUCCGAUAUCCCUGGCUCAAAAUCAUCGCCUGCUACUGCUUCAUUUGUACUUAUUAGGGCAGUCGAUGCUAGGGCAGUAGUAGUUCACAUACCAGAAGACGUGUUGAACAUUGCAUACCCCUUCAUAUAUAUUUAGGUUGACAUCUACAAUUUUUACCACAAGUUUAAAUAAAAAAUAUCAAAGAAUGUCAUUUCCAACACUUUGUGAAGGCUGACAUUUUACAAUAAAAGUGUUAUAGCAUUUUAAGAAGUAUGUCCAGUAGAAUGUAAAUGUCUUGAUGGUUUCUGUCUUUGCCAUCUUCCAUUUUCGAAAAACACACGAACAAGCUCUUCUUGUAUAUUUGAACAUUUUGUAUUAUUUUCCCCUUGAACUCACAUUUUCAAACCCCUCGCUGCCCCCACACAGAAUUUUAUCCUAAUAGAAUGUACUUUUAUGCUUUAAAGUCUUUUAUUGGUUACCCUGUUCUGCUUUCCUGCAAGAAAAUAUGUGUAACAAUUGAAAUUAAUUUAUUUGAAUUGCCUAUUGCCAUAGGCUUUUUGGUUUUGUUGUUGUUCUUGUUUUGGCCGCAUUGGGUCGUAGUUGUGGCAUGUGGGAUCUUUCAUUGUGGUAUGCGGGCUUCUCUCUAGUUGUGGCUUGUGGGUGUUUCUCUCUCUAGUUGUGGUGCAUGGGCUCCAGAUUUUGAACUUUGCAUCCAGUCUGUUUUCAAAGUCCUGGAUUCUUUUCACUGUCAGUAUUCUGAAUUCUUUUUCUGGAAGGGUGCCUAUCUCUACUUCAUUUAGUUGUUUUUCUGGGGUUUUGUCUUGUCCCUUCAUCUGGUUCAAAGUCCUCUGCCUUUUCAUUUUCUCUAUCUUUCUGUGGCUGUGGUUUUCAGUUGCACAGAAUGAAAUACUGCUGAUACUGCUUGAUACUGCUGUCUGCCCUCUUGUGGAGGAAGCUAUCUAAGACGCUUGUGUGUGCUUCCUGAUGGGAGGGACUGGUGGUGGGCAGGGCUGGGUGUUGCUUUGGUGGGCAGAGCUCAGUAAAACUUUAAUCUGCUUGUCUGCCAGUGGGUGGGGCUGCAUUUGCACCCUGUUGGUGGUUUGGCGUGAGACAACCGAGCACUGGAGCUUACAGGCUCUUUGGCGGGGCUAGUGGUGAACUCCAGGAGGGCUCAUGCCAAUGAGCACUUCCCAGAACCCCUGCCACGUCCCUGUCCCCACAGUGAACCACAGCUGCCCCCACUUUUGCAGGCAACCCUCCACCACCAGCAGGAAGGUCUGUUUCCGUCUCCUGUGGGGUCACUGCUCCUUCCCUCUGGGUCCUGGUGUGCACACUGCUUUUUGUGUGCCCUCCAAGAGUGGAGUCUGUUUCCCCCCGUCCUGUGGAGGCCCUACCAUCAAGUCCCUACUGGCCUUCAACGUGUGAUUCUCUGGGGAUUCCUCCUCCCAUUGCCAGACCCCCAGGUUGGGAAGCCUCACGUGGGGCCCAGAACCCUGACUCCAGUGGGUGGUCUUUUGUGGUAUCACUGUUCUCCAGUUUGUGAGUCACCCACCCAGCAGUUAUAGGAUUUGAUUUUAUCGCGAUUGCACCCCUCCUACCAUCUCACUGCGGCUUCUCCUUUGUCUCUGGAUGUGGGUGUCUUUCUGGUGAGUUCCAGUGUCUUUCUCUCGAUGAUUGUUCAGUAGUUAGUUGUAAUUCCGGUGCUCUUGCAAGAGAGAAUGAGCGCAUGUCCUUCUACUCUGCCAUCUUGAACCUUCUCUGGCCUGCAGAUUUUAAUUUCUAACACAAGCCAAUACCAGUCUCUAUUAACGCACGUAAAGAAAAAUCUCUUUGGGAUCCUUUUUCCUAAGUGUGAAGGGGCCUUGAACUCAAACAGUGAGAAAACCACUGUGGCUUAUCCCCAGCCCUGAUUGGUCCGUUUCUUGCCCUUGCUCACAGGGCACCACUGUGAUGAAAUUCACCAAAACCCCUAUAAAGACCCCAGCUGGGCCCACUUUUGGUCCUUAGAGCCCAGGAAGCUGUUUUUGGUGACCUGACGGCAUUGACCCCCAGCUAGUGUGUUUUUGCCUUGUUCUUGCCAUUUUGUUGAUUUUCUUCCUUUUUUCCUCUACUCUUUUUAUUUUUCUCAUUUUCCCCCUUUUUUUUUGCCUCUUUCUCAUUUUUCUUUAUUUUUGUCUUUUUAUCAUUUUCUUUUAGUUUUAAUUUUUUCUUCUCAGUUUUUCCCAUUUUUUUGUUUUCUUUUUGUCUUUUUUUGUCUUUUUUUUUCUUUUGUUCUUUUUCUCACUUUAUCUUAGUGUUUUUUAGUUACUGUAGCUAGUAUUAGUAUAGUUAGCAUAGUUAGUAUCGUUGGAAUAGUUAGUGUAGUUGGUAUAGUUAAUAGUGUAUUAGCAUAGUUAAUAUAGUUAGCACUGUUAGUACUGUUAGUAUAGUUAGCAUAGUUAGCAUUGUUAGUUAGUGUAGUUAACCUUGCUAGUUAGUGCAGUCAGUCAGUGUAGUUAGUCGUUCAUUAUGAUGCAGGGCUUCACGGCCAUCUCUGUUAACCAGGAGGCUCAUGUUGAGAAAUACCAGAUCCUCCAUACCAUUGGUGAAGGUACGCAUGCCAAGGUGAAGUUGGCCCGUCACAUUGUGAUUGGGACAGAGGUGGCCAUCAAGGUCAUUAAGAAAAGGGCCCUGACGUCCUCUGGGAUCCCGGCACCUUACCGGGAAGUUGAGAGCAUGAGGGCUCUAGAUCACCCAAACAUCGUUAACCUCCUGGAGGUGAUUGACACCGAGGAGACAUUAUUCAUCGUGAUGGAGUACCUAAGUGGGGGGGACAUGUGGACCCACUUGCAGGACCACGGCCGCAUGACAGAGGCAGAGGCCCGAGGCCCGUUCCGGCAGCUGGUCUCCGCCCCGCAGCACUGUCACCAGAGGGGCAUCGUACACCGAGACCUGAAGCCAGAGAACCUCCUGUUGGAUGCCCAAAUGAAUGUCAAAAUCAGUGACUUCGGGCUUAGCAAGAAGUGUGAGGAGGGGGAAAGGUUCGAGACAUCAUGCGGCACCCUCGCUUACGCUGCCCUAGAAAUGUUCCUGGGCGAGAGCUACUAUGGCCCAGCGGUGGAUGUGUGGAGCUUGGGAGUCAUCCUGUACACAGUGGUGACCGGGUCCCGGCCCUUUAGGGGAAGAUACUUUGGAGAUGUUCGGCAGCAAAUACUAGGAGGGCAGUACUGCAUUCCACUUUACCUGCCACCACAAAUCAGAACGCUAUUUAAGAUAAUGAUUGUCGUCAACCCAAGUGACAGAAGCAGCACAGAGGACCUCCUGAGGCCUCCAUGGGUGAACAUGGGCCAGGAGGAGCCACUCCAGCCAGCCUGUGAAGAGAACCCGGGGGUGCCAGUGGCGAAGACUCUGGGCUCCAGGAGGGACCAGAUGCAGGAGUCAACAGGCAGCGAGAGCUCCGACGACCCCGAGGUGGGGGGCAGCCUCAGCACUGUCGGCAGUCCGUGGGCCUGGUCUUCAAGUGGGCCCAGUAGCUUUCACUCUGAACCCUCCCGAAUCCCUGAGGUGUCCUCCCUGAACCUCGACUGGUUGUACAGUGCAGGAGACGGGCUGCUGCCCAAAGACCAGGAGUCAGGACAGAUGACCAGCAAGCCCACCUGUCCCCCACCCAGCCUGGGGGCGAGGACUGCCACCCCCAGCCCAGCGUCUCAGUGCGGCCCUGGGGCCUUCUUCUCCACCAGCAAAACUGGCAGCAAGACUGGAGCCCCAGAGGAAGCAACUGCCCCCCAGGUGUGGCCAACACUGGAAGCUCCUCCCACCCUGGGCAGCCUGAGUGUGUGUCCCAAGCCACUCCCUCUGGCCAGAGCAAGAAACAGAAGAAGGGGGUGGCUGGGAGAAUUUGGAACUGUAUUGUAACGCAUCUCUGCUUCAGGCUGCCCAGGAGGAAACGAUCGAACAAAAGUUAAGCCCAUGUAAAUAAAUGCCAUGGGUGACCAAAGGAGGUCAGGUUGCCGCGCUCUCUGGGACCUGGUCCAGUGGACGACGACAGUGUUCUCUGCGCUCCGUAGACGACCUAAGAAGGGCAGGCUGGCAUGCUCCGUGGGACCCGGUCCAGUGGACGAUAAGAGUGUUCUCUGCACGGGACUCAAAUCCAGCACCUCCACGGCUGUCAGAAGAAUUCUUUCACCCCCCCCCCCCCCAAUGUGAUUCUUCCAAUUCUUGUUACUAAACGUAAUUGUUAAUAAGCUGUUCUGCAUCCUCCCUGCACAGAAUUGGGGCUCUGCUCUUUCCAGUUUGAGAAGCGGAUGGUCAUGUAGUCCUUGGAGUUAUUCAGAACAACUAAACAGAAAGACGACCUAAGAGAAUUAGUACGACGAGUCCCAACAGCAGCAGUUGCUGCACUGCAGAGCAGAAGUGCAGAAAGCGUGUAUUGCCUUUCUGCACUGACAUUCCUGAACAUUGCCAGAAGGCCCGAGGGGAAUGUGGGUCCCUGCGGCCUGUGUUAAUUAUGACCGAGAGGCCCAUGAUAGGACAACAAGGUCCUGUGAAGCAGCCUGUGUGCGCUGUGGUCAGGUCCCCGUGCAGCUGAGUUUCCUGACUAUCACGUAGGGGUCAGGCUCUCCCCUUCCCCCUUGGGGAGGAACUCUGAUACAUGGUUUUUUUCUUUUUUUGUGUGUGUUUUUUUUUUAACGUGGACUAUUUUUAAAGUCUUCAUUGGGAUCUCAGCUCCCCAAACAAGGAAUGGAUCCCACACCCGCCCGUGUCGGAAGGAGAAGUCUUCACCCCUGGACAGCCAGGGAAGCCCCUUUCUUAAUUGUUUGCUGUGUGCGUGUGAUCACAGGGACUGGAUGGUGAUCCUGAAUGACUCUACUAUCAAAAUACGAGAUGCGUCAGCAUCACGUGGUUCCCCGGUUCUGCAAGUCCUUGAACACACACGUGACUGGAACAGGGUCUUCUUCCCAGAGGCCUGUCUUCGGGGCCACGUGCUCUCGGAGGCGUCACCUGCACAGUUCCAUUGGCUCUGCUGUGCUGACCUGUCACUUGGCGACUGCAGAAUCCUUCACCACGAGACACAGAGCACUCUGACUACGCACCCGUGAACCACCUAAGAGCAGAAACCACAGGAGCAACAGCGUUCAGAACUUCCCUGACCAUCUAUUGAACCCAUGCCCCCUGCGGUUGGAAGGGCAGAAUCUUAACCACUGGACCACCAAGGAAGCCCUUGUUGCCGUUCUUGUAAUGAAGAAACCAACGUCCUCAGGGUUAAAAAGGUCUGAUUUGAAUCUGUGGCUGCAGAUAAUAUGUCGCUUUUUUGAGAACCAAAGUGGGCGUUAUCUUCAUUCUUUGCAAGUUGUUAGCCACAAAGUUACAUCUUAUUCUCAUAAACAUUUCUGAUUUUCUUAACUCUCUCUCCCUUGGCCUCCUAAAGAGUUUUGCAAGCUGGAAAUACUUAGAUUAGGUUCUUGUGACCAGGCACUGAUACAUAGCAAAGUUACUAUGUGUAGAAAGAAAUAUUUGUGAAAGAAGAGAAAUGAAAGAAUGGAUUCCACAAUUCUUAGCCAAUCUUCCCUCUAUUAAGAUUUACGAAGUUAGCAAUCAUUUUACAACUAGAAAACUAAUACCUGCGUUACCACAAAUAAUGAUGCACAUUUGGGAUAUGAGUAUCUAAUCCUUGUUCCAGCGUGGGUAUUCUGAGAGAUGCCAACUCCUAGGUAACAAUUCCUUCCCAAUAGAAUGCUCUGUCCCAGGACACGCGGACUCACCCAGAUCUGGGAGCUAUGUGUGGGGCUGGGUGUGUGGAGUGCCACGGGGGCUUAGUUAGAGUUAUUAACUGCGCUAACAUGUAGCAUCGCUGCAUGUUUUCAAGGUUUAUAGCCUAACCAACAAGGUAGGAAAAACUACAUUCACCAGAAUUCCCAAAGGGACUGGAGGAGGCAACUGGGUCUGGUAGAGCUCAUCCCCUCCAGACAGCUUUGGGAACAGGAGAAGGGGCGCACUGUUUUAUAGCGGACCUCGCAUGCUGAGGGGUGUGGGCUUUUAGGAAGGCUGUGAAGCAUGAGUGUAAGAGCAGGAGGACGGGGGAGGAAUAUUGUGUAUUAUGUGAUGUAAGGCAUUCUUGAUUCCUCAGUCAUGGGACCAAAGCCAUGAGCUACUUGACUGGAGAGAGUUCUAGGGAAGAGGUGUGCAGGGCAGAACUCAACACCCACACAGACUCACAAGUGGCGAGGGGGCGAAGCAAGGAAUAAGGCUGGGACUUCUCAGGGAGCUUGGGGAAGGCACUCGAGAAUCAGACAAGUUAAGCCUACCCUCUUUGUUGACAAUCUUCCAUAUUAAGAUCCUAGAGGACCCCAAAGGCUCUUUGGGAAGGGUCACAUGGAGGUGCACCAGUACCUUUCUGGUCAGCACUGAGAGUCCAGGAGGCUAGUGUGGGGAACACGGAAAGAGAUGACUGUAUACUUGGGCUCUAGUACAUACUUUCUGUGAGUCUCAGGUUUCCUCAUUUAUACAAUGUGAUAAAAGAUUACUGCCCCCUGCACUGGGCUACUGUAAAUAUCGAAAGAUACUCAUGAACAUCAGAGUGCUUUGUGCAUGACCGUUGUUCCAGUUCCCCAUCUACUUAUGUCUCUGGGCUUCUCUAAUUGACAACAAGAAAAGCCAUGGAGAAAGCUCUUUUCCAUCAUCCUCUUAGUUCAGCAGUGGAUUCUAGUAUAAUCUCAUACCAGUUCUGCCAGUGAGUCAGUUUUAGUCCUUUAGGAAACACUUAUUUAAUACUUACACUGUGUUAGGUGCUGGGAGAGACAGAGGGGAGCAGUCAUUGAUCUCUAGUGUGAGUCUGACUUCUGUGAUUAACUCUCAAUCACCUCCAAACUCAGGGGGGGUACGAGGGAAGAGGAGUCCUAUUUAUCGAGUCCUCAAACCCCUGCAACAUAACUCUCAGCCUGGUGACAAGCGUUUGGUGAGCUCCACAUCUUAUCCCUAACAGACAGCAACAUACGAAGCCAGCUUAUCAUCCUGUGCUGGGAGCUCAUUGCAGUGACUUUCCCCAAAUUACAAUACUCACCCCACUAUAAGGUGUCUUAAGACUCAGUUGCUUAGUAUUGACUGAGCACAUGCUGUGUGCCCCAUACUAUAUUAUAUUGUUAGGACUGCAAAAGAAAUAUUAGACAUGGUCUCUACCAUGAAAGGACCCACAAUUUAGUUGAGGACACAUAAAUGAAAGGGGAAAUAAUUGGAGACCCACGUGUGUGAGGAUUUAGGGACCAAGGGUGAGACGAGAGAAAGGAGAGGUCCCAAAAAUCAGAGAAGGAUUCACACGGGAGAUAGGAAUUCAAUUGGCCCUACAGGAUGAGAGGUGUUUGGGCUACAUGAAACAGGCAGUGAAGGACACUUCUUGUGGGGGCAGCAGUAGGAAUGGAAGCCAGACUUCCAGGGAAGCAGCAUGGGGUGUGUGUGUGUGUGUGUGUACACGCGUAUGCUCAUGAGUGCUGGAUCGCAGG
Molecule: messenger RNA, 13430 nt
Organism: Hippopotamus amphibius kiboko
Lineage: Eukaryota; Metazoa; Chordata; Mammalia; Artiodactyla; Hippopotamidae
Product: serine/threonine-protein kinase MARK2-like
Exons: 8
Coding region: 8464-9849 (461 amino acids)
Biological process (GO): protein phosphorylation; microtubule cytoskeleton organization; intracellular signal transduction
Cellular component (GO): cytoplasm
Molecular function (GO): ATP binding; protein serine/threonine kinase activity; tau-protein kinase activity
Source: RefSeq, a predicted model, not a curated record